Peromyscus maniculatus bairdii (prairie deer mouse) is the source of this 10610-nucleotide messenger RNA. RefSeq names its product inositol polyphosphate-4-phosphatase type I A (gene Inpp4a). Gene Ontology annotation, cellular component: cytoplasm. Gene Ontology annotation, molecular function: phosphatidylinositol-3,4-bisphosphate 4-phosphatase activity. The record is from RefSeq and is a predicted model, not a curated record. NCBI's taxonomy places the organism in Eukaryota, Metazoa, Chordata, Mammalia, Rodentia, Cricetidae.
GCGGGGCUGUGCGCUGUGUUCUGAGUGAAGGCGGCGGCAGGGUUCGGGCUGCGCGGGGACAGCGGGUUCGGGUCUGGGGUGGACGCCACCGGCCGGAGCAAGGCGGCCAGAACCGAAGUCCCGGCCAGUCUUCAGGACCCGGCAGAGACCGUCAGGGCCAAGGCGGGGGCUCGCGUCCCAGAGGACGGAGGCUGGGGCUGAGCGGAGUGCCCGGGUCGGGGCGCGCCAGAUGAUGGAUUUGGAUGUCCUUCUAUGAAGCAAUGCCACGUGGUCCAAAAGCAAACAUGUCUGGGCUGCUGCCAUCUUAGGAAUCCAGGGCCUGGAGACAGCUCUUCCCUGAGGAAUCAGGAGAGGUGUGACCCAGGAACAAGAAGCACAUCCUCACCAAUGACAUCAUGACAGCAAGAGAGCACAGCCCUCGCCAUGGUGCCAGGGCCCGUGCGAUGCAGCGGGCUUCCACCAUCGACGUGGCAGCCGACAUGGUGGGCCUCUCUCUGGCAGGAAAUAUCCAAGACCCAGACGAGCCCAUUUUAGAAUUCAGCUUAGCUUGCAGUGAGCUGCACACUCCAUCGCUAGAUCGGAAACCAAAUAGUUUUGUGGCUGUGAGUGUCACCACCCCUCCGCAGGCGUUCUGGACGAAGCAUGCGCAGACGGAGAUCAUUGAGGGAACCAACAAUCCUAUCUUUCUAAGCAGCAUCGCCUUCUUUCAAGACUCCCUCAUCAACCAGAUGACACAAAUCAAGCUGUCUGUGUACGAUGUCAAAGACAGAUCUCAGGGAACAAUGUAUUUAUUGGGCUCUGGAACCUUCGUUGUCAAAGAUCUGCUCCAGGACAGGCAUCACAGAUUGCAUCUGACACUGAGGUCUGCAGAGAGUGACCGAGUAGGCAACAUAACUGUGAUCGGCUGGCAAAUGGAGGAGAAGUCGGACCAGCGGCCCCCUGUGACCCGGUCUUUGGACACCGUCAACGGGAGGAUGGUUCUGCCCGUUGACGAGAGCUUGACUGAGGCAUUGGGAAUCCGAUCCAAAUAUGCUUCUUUGCGAAAAGACACUUUGCUGAAAUCAGUGUUCGGUGGCGCCAUCUGCCGCAUGUACCGGUUCCCCACCACUGAUGGCAACCACCUACGGAUCCUGGAGCAGAUGGCAGAGAGUGUCCUCUCCCUGCACGUGCCUCGGCAGUUUGUGAAGCUGCUGCUGGAAGAAGAUGCAGCCAGAGUUUGUGAGCUGGAAGAGUUGGGGGAGCUGUCUCCUUGCUGGGAGAGCCUCCGAAGGCAGAUUGUCACCCAGUAUCAGACCAUCAUCCUCACCUACCAGGAAAACCUGACGGACCUCCACCAGUACAAAGGUCCUUCAUUUAAAGCAAGCAGUUUGAAAGCAGAUAAAAAGUUAGAAUUUGUUCCCACAAACCUGCACAUACAAAGGAUGAGAGUUCAAGACGAUGGAGGCUCAGAUCAGAACUACGACGUGGUCACUAUCGGAGCCCCAGCAGCACACUGCCAAGGUUUUAAGUCAGGAGGUCUUCGAAAAAAGCUGCACAAGUUUGAAGAGUCCAAGAAACACAGUUUUGAGGAGUGUUGUACAUCAUCUAGCUGCCAGUCCAUAAUCUACAUACCACAGGACAUCAUCCGAGCCAAGGAGAUCAUUGCCCAGAUCAACACCCUGAAAACCCAAGUUAGCUACUACGCAGAACGGCUCUCAAGGGCAGCCAAGGACAGGUCUGCCACUGGCCUUGAGAGGACACUCGCCAUCUUGGCAGACAAGACCCGGCAGUUGGUCACUGUCUGUGACUGUAAGCUGCUGGCCAACUCCAUCCACGGGCUGAAUGCCGCACGGCCUGACUACAUCGCUUCCAAGGCCUCCCCUACCUCGACUGAGGAGGAGCAGGUGAUGCUUCGGAAUGACCAGGACACCCUCAUGGCCAGGUGGGCAGGGAGGAGCAGCCGGUCUUCCCUGCAGGUGGACUGGCAUGAGGAGGAGUGGGAGAAAGUGUGGCUGAAUGUGGACAAGAGCCUGGAGUGCAUCAUCCAACGGGUAGACAAGCUGCUGCAGAAGGAGCGUCUGCAUGAGGAGGGCUGUGAGGACGUUUUCCCCUGUUCAAGCACCUGCUCCAGCAAGAAAGGUAACCGGGGCAGCCAAGCCUACUGGAUCAGACCGGAGGACCCCUUCUGUGACGCCCCCUCCUCGACAUGUCCCUCCUCCAUGCCCACUGCUGCAUGCCAUCCUCACCCAAGCACACAUUGCAGCCCCCCUCCUGAAGAGUCCAGCCCAGGUGAAUGGAGCGAGGCCCUUUACCCUCUGCUGACCACCCUCACAGACUGUGUGGCCAUGAUGAGCGACAAAGCCAAGAAGGCCAUGGUCUUCCUGCUCAUGCAGGACAGUGCCCCCACCAUUGCCUCAUACCUGAGCCUGCAGUACCGCCGUGACGUCGUCUUCUGCCAAACCCUGACGGCCCUCAUCUGCGGCUUCAUCAUCAAGCUGAGGAACUGCUUGCACGAUGACGGCUUCCUGCGGCAGCUCUAUACCAUCGGGCUUCUGGCCCAGUUUGAGAGCCUGCUGAGCACCUACGGAGAGGAGCUGGCCAUGUUGGAGGACAUGAGCCUUGGCAUCAUGGACUUGAGGAACGUGACCUUUAAAGUCACCCAGGCCACUUCGAAUACAUCAACUGACAUGCUGCCGGUCAUCACAGGAAACCGUGAUGGCUUUAAUGUGCGGAUCCCUCUGCCUGGACCGCUGUUCGACUCCCUGCCCCGAGAGAUCCAGAGUGGCAUGCUGCUGCGGGUGCAGCCAGUCCUCUUCAACGUGGGCAUCAAUGAGCAACAGACACUGGCUGAGAGGUUUGGAGACACAUCCUUACAAGAAGUCAUCAACAUAGAGAGCUUGGUGCGGUUGAAUUCCUACUUUGAACAGUUUAAGGAGGUUUUGCCGGAGGACUGUCUACCUCGAUCUCGGAGUCAGACUUGCCUGCCAGAGCUGCUGCGGUUCCUAGGACAGAACGUCCAUGCACGCAAGAAUAAGAAUGUGGACAUCCUCUGGCAAGCUGCUGAGGUCUGCCGCCGCCUUAAUGGGGUCCGAUUCACCAGCUGCAAGAGUGCCAAGGACCGCACAGCCAUGUCGGUGACGCUGGAGCAGUGCCUGAUCCUGCAGCAUGAACACGGCAUGGCCCCGCAGGUCUUCACACAAGCCCUGGAGUGCAUGCGCAGCAUUGGAACACGGGAGGUAGUCACCCAGAAGAACUUGAGCGGCCUGGUGCCCAUCCGAGACUUAAGGCUAGACCCCAGCCUCCUUUGUUCCAUUCCUUUAUUAGCUCUGAGCCCCAAUUUACUGAUUGUGUGGCUCUUUCUGAGCAUAGCGUACCUGGUGACCAAAUUGCGUUGCAAGUAAAUAUCAUUAUGAAAAAUUAAAUUAGUCACAGGACAGACAAAAGUGCCCGAAUAUGUCCAGCCACCGUGUACCAAACUGGACAGAAGGAAUGUGUCCAAGCGAGGUCUGCCGAGAACUAUCUCAUGCCUUACAGUUUGAUGUUUUGUUCUUCUGAACUGUAAAUACCUGCUAAAUUCUUUCAUCGAGAGGACUCGUUCAUUUUGAUGGCGUAGCGUCUUCAGUGCUUGUAACAUGUUUUUCUGGUGCCCUGUGACUGCAUUCUUUAGCUGGCCUGGAAUUACUUGUACCAAAUAUCUUACCUUCUGAUGUGUAACUAUUUAUUCCAUGUACAUCUUGUGUGCCCUGUUCCAAGAGAAAGGGCUGCUGUCUGAAAAGAGUUUGUAUAUUUGAUACUAUUCCUUCAGUGUGUUGCUGACCUUCCUAGCCUUUUGAAGAAAUCAACAAGAAAAAGAUGCUUUAUUCGUUUAUCUAGAUACCCCUGCUUGAUAGGACUGGACUUCCCACUUUCCUUUCAAAGCGUAGUCCUGGGAUUGCAAUAGCAAGCAGAUUGUAGAGUCACACUCCCCUGCUCCCAGCUGUCUCCACGUGGGGACGACACAGCUGUGGAUCCAGGAGCACAUGCCACCGAGUCUAGCACACAAAGAUUACAUGUUGCAUGUGACUUCAGGGUUACUCGUAACACACAUAGUAGCAAGAGUUAUAUACUUUUUUUUUAAAUAACUUUUUUUUAAUUUACAAAUUGUAUGUUUUAUUCCAGAUGAAGUCUAGAUAUCUUUUUUCUUUUACUAAUACAAUAAGGUUAUAUAUAAUGAACAAAAAAAAAUCAGAGAAAAUGAUUUUUAAAAAUGAGGCUUAAGUUUUAGCAGUUGUGUGAGAGAGAGAGCUGUGAGAAAGGGAGAUGGCUGUGGUUUUGCCAUGAUCACUCUUAAUUUUAACAUGGCACUGCCCCUAAAAUAGGAUGACUACUCACCCGGACAUUCAUGUGGCAGAGAGUGAUUGUCCUCCAUAAAAGUAACCAAGUAGCCUAGGAAAGAUUCCCCUUGCCUUGUGGCCUUGUUUAAGAAAUAGUGAAUGCCUUCCCCACCUCCCAGUUCAUAGUAGGUUGUAUUUCUGCUUUUGACCUCCAGUUCGAUGAAGGAGAUUUCUUUUCAUGAGUCUUGUAGGAAACCUGGAGUGACUUAGAGAAUCUGGAGUUUCGAGUAUCUUGACAUUCUCAUGCCCACAAACCCAUCCACCAGAGCUCUAGCCUCUCUAGUCUAUGAGAUUUCCUGACAGUACUUGGAGGACUGCCUCUGAUCUGGCUUCAUCUCGGAGAGUGACAUGGAGGAGCUGCAGAGCAGUUAGUAGCGAAUACCAGACGCCAGACCAAAUCUGUCAGUUGGGCUGAGGAAGGUUGUCCUUACCACACCUGAGGAGUGCCCUUUUUUGCAGAUCUGAGCACCACAGAUUCCCCCGGGCAGGCUCGCCUCAGAGUUCCCACAUAAACAGGUCUACUUGUCUCUCCUAGUAGAAACGUGGUGACAGCUCUGUGGCAUCUCUCAGUUUAGUGUUUCAGCCACUGCCCAUCUGACAUUAGUCACCAGACAGACUUGUCCAGUCAGUGAUUCUUGGAAAGGAAUAUUUGAUAGAUGCCCUUUCCCUUCAAAGCAUGUGCUUCAAGCCCAACAGACCAUUUUGUUUGCUUCAUCUGAACAGGGGAGAGAGAGUCCAUAGUCUCCUUCCAUCCCCAUCCCACGGCCCCCAUUCCUUGCUCUCGGUUGGUACCCUCCAGGUAACAUGGAGGUGACUCAGGAAUGCAUCAUUUCCAGGGUUGUGCUGUGGCCAUGCAAAGACCAUAGACAGACGAGGGAAGUCUCUAGAAGUAACUGCAGAGACAGCACCCUCUGUCCCCUGUGGCCCAGGAUUCCACAGCUCUUUGCAGGGACUCUUCUCAGGACUAUUAUACAGCAAAGGGAAGCAGUGCUGGUUAGAGAAAUCUCCGCCCACACCUCAGGCAGGGAGAAUUCCUGUCGGGGACACUAUGGUCUGUUGUGGUGCCGAGCCCCCCUCCUGGCCUAUACAGCCCUGGCUGUUGGAUCAGAAGGGCAAACAAUGAGAUUCCUUGUCUGUCUCUUCCAGGGGUGAGUAGAAAGCCGUACACCACCCUGUGCCUCCAGGUACAAAAGGCUGGCUGGCUCUGGGAGUCCACCCCAGCAGGGGGGAUUGGGGAUUUGAAUCAGCUUUUUUCCUCUAACAUACUGGGGAGGUGGGGAGACCAACCUUCAGUCUGUUUAUCCUUUAUACUGGAUUUUAAUGUCAUGAAGGUCUUUUGCUCAUGAAACCAAGCCAAAUAUGUAUUCAAAAUCUUGUCUACAUCAAGAAAUGAGGAGAAACAGGAUAAGGAGAUGAUUCAAGCUAGGCACUGUUGGUGUUGGCUGAUGGCAUCUGGGUUGCUUCUGAGUAAUCCUGAGCUGUGGUACGGUGCCUGGUCAGAGCUGCAUCCUCUGCAGCAGCAGCUUUUGAAGGAGAGAGCCAUGCUGACGCCACUGCCUUCUCCUGUACUCACUCAGAUGGAGAUACUGAAACAGGGACGUGGUCCUUCUACAGAGUCACUCAUGUCUACUGUGGCAUGGCCUAGACAUGGAGGCCUUCAGAUGAACGCUAAAGUGGAAGCCCCUCCCCCCUCAAAAGAAGGAAAAGCAGAGGUCUUAGGAUUGUCCUUUAGAGUUUCCAUUCAAAUUUCCAAAGUUGAUGUCCUUGAAAUGAAGUAAUUCUUGAGAUAAUAAAUCAGGAAUUGUCCAAUAACUAAAUCUCUCUCGUUAAAAUCUGCCUAAAGCCUUGCCAUGUACUAUUGCCUGCUAACAACACUGGAACAGUGUGGUCAGUGAAAGUGUGCUGCUUCAGGCCAUCAUGCAGGACUCUGCCACAGGGCACCCUUUACCACCUCUGCAGACCUUGUCCCAAACCUUCAAGCCAGUCCACGGACACCUGCAGAUCAUGCCAAUAGUGUCAGCAUGCAGACAGGGCAUAUCAGCCUGGCUAGAAACAUGUAGAAGAAACAAUUUGAUUUAAAAGUCAAAUUAAAGGCACAAUUUGAAUUGCAAGCUCACGUACAAUGUAUGCAGUCAGCUAAACCUAGUUUUAGUUCUUUUCACAGGUAAAUACAGAGACUGUCAGUUUUUAAGUUAUCAUUUGGCAUCUACUGGGUAGCUGGGCUUGAGGGCCUUCUGUAUCAAUGGAGAAGCCAUAUGUGAAGUAGUCUGUCAGGCCAGGAGCUUCCAAAGACAUGGCAGGUUCACUGUGCACGGGAACUCAUAGCUUCUGCUUUACAUAGAGUUGUAUUUGUAUCUGAUUACUGAGUGUUCAGCAGAUGCUGUCGUUUGCUCUGGGUGGCCCAGGUUUUUAGCUCAGGUGACACAUCCAGCCUAUGGCUUGAGGCUCUGGAACAAGGACAUGCAGAGUGGCUGUAUCUGUCAACAGCAAGCAGGUGGAUGCUUCUCUAAACUGCCUGGUCUUAUCUCUUUUGAAUAAGCACUACUGUCCCACCAAAACCUCCUUGACAUGUUCUUAAUCAGGGGACUGUCAUUCUCAUUUUGAAAGGCUUUGGCUGCUAUUUUUUAAUGUAUGUCAUGUGAUCUUCAUAAGAUUUGAAAUACUUUUUUAAAAUCACUGUUUUCUUGGUAACUGCAAAUUUUACAUCUCAGAAGGGGGAUUUUUUUACUGAACUUGACAACUACUUGAUUUCAUUGCUACUCUUUAAACAUUAUAAAAAUAGCAAGUUUUACUGUGUUGUGGAAAGGAAUUUAUAUUAAGAAUCAUUUUUGGCUAUUAAUUUUAAGCCACUCCAGAGCAUUGCCCAGAGAACUCCCUUGAGGUUCACUCUGAGGCCUCCCUGGCUCUUCAUCCUCUUGCUGGGUACCAUUUGUUUUUGCCCCUGGGUUGCUAUGACACCCCUCCAUUGAGUACUGCUGGGAUUCACGCUGGUAGUGAGUUCUCCAGGGAAGAGCACCUGUGGGCUCACGUUGGGCUCAGUGGCGCUUAUACAAGAAGUAGUUGUACUGAAAGCAGCCCACUUGGAGAAGGUGCCUCGUGGCCACCAGGAGAUCAGUGGAGCCUCCACAGCACAUCCGCCUGGUAGCCAUGAGCAUGUGGACCUGCUCUGCAGACAGCGCCUGGGCCUAUCUGGGCACUUUGCUCUUGAACAGUCGCCCCUAGGUGGAGACAGAUACCAAAGCAGCCUCCUCGGCCAGAUGGCUUUUGCUACCUGCUGAAUUCUGCAAGAAAAAUCGGCAUCUGGGUUUUGAUGUGGUCACAGAUUUUGCUAACGUACAAAAGGUACAGUGUUUGAGAAGCUAUGGUAAGAGUUAAAUAUCCCCGUUCGUUCAGUUUGCUGUCUAAAAAUCUUUGAACCACAAGUUGAUAGUACCCCAGAUAACCAAAACUAAGAUACACACAAAAUCAUGUAUUUUUAAAAUAAUUGUGUCUGCUAAAUACAACAUCGCUCUGGAAGUGCCAGCCCACAGCGCAUCCAGCAUGUAUCCAUCUGUGUGCUUUUUACCUGCUUCGUUCAGAAACCCUCCAUCUUAUGUGUGUUUGUUAUAAAUGAGUCCAGCACCCAUCUUAUUAACCUUUGUUUAAUGCUAUGGGAAUAAUCAGUUCAUUUCCUUUAAGUCUUUUCUUUUUCCUUUUUCACUGCUGUCAUUUCUUGUGCUUGUUUUUUCCCCAGUGAGGGUUGUCGGAGAGAAAAUACAAUGAAGAAUGUUGGAAGUCGCAAAUAUGCGUUUAACUCCCUGCAGCUGAAGGCCUUCCCCAAGCAUUACAGGCCUCCAGAAGGGACUUACGGAAAAGUUGAGACAUGAACACACGGUGUCCUCUAAUUAGCUGUUAUGUAACCAAUGUGGGUACCCUCUAGUGUCACAUAUGAUUCUUCAAGAAGACCCGAAGGAUUCGUUUUUAUUUUUGUGUUUUUAAAAAGACUUCACUAAAGAGUCUAUGGAGCAUGAUUUUGUGUUGGAAUCUGUAGGGGUCCUGUGUGGCUCAAUAGCGUGGAUAGUAAUGGCUGCCCUUACCAAUAGCUUUCAGCUGUAACUAUACAGUUAAUGUCCUAGUUCCUAGAAGAAGCCAGCUUGGUGUGUCUGAAACUCCAGGAGACUUUUUCAAAUGCCCACUUAGGCACUGCUCACCCAACUUAUUUUUCUAUUCAGUAACUCACACGUGAGCAUUGACUUCAAGUCUACUUUCAAAAAGUCUGAAUGUAAAACAGGAAGUACUCACCCCAUUAAACUCCAGGUCCCAGGCAGAGUAGGAGGUGUUAGCUCAGCUUGGGGAAAAGAAGUCAGCACCUUUGUGUUGUGAGAGAAGCCGGUUCUAGUGGCCCCCAAAGGCCACUGCUCUCUGUGAAACCCAAAGUCGAAGGGAAGCUUGAUCAGUCACACCAGGGGCUCAUGCACCCGGGGCCACACCGCUUCCUGCCCCUUCAAGUCCUAGAAGAGUGUCUGCUUGAGAUCUAAAACCAACCAUGAGGUCCCUGGACUCAGCCUCCUCAUAAGCUCCAUGUUUAGGUCCACACCCACAGGGCAUAUCUCCCUUGUUGGCAAUCGAGACCUUCACUAUGGCUUGUCAGGUGUCUGGGAGACAACUCUUUAGUUGGUGAUUUAGGGGCAUAGAGACAGUAGACGCAAAUAUUUUCAGAAUAAAUGUUCUUCUGGGAUGUUUCUAAUCAUCUUCUAGAAGGCCACAAAUCAUGUGUGAAUGUCUAAAGAAACCAUUUUAGUUUUUGGUUUAUAGUAAUUGUUACUAUUCUUCUGUUAUAUGACUAUUGAGAAACAGUUCAAACUAUCCCCUACAUUGAGAGCCCGAGAGGGGUUUGUGAGACAGGAAAGUUAGGGAUUUCAUAGACAAUUUAGUCUGUCAUCUUUUACAAGGUGAUGAUGAGUCUUAUCUGCACAUAGCAGAUUUUUUUCCUUAGAAUUUAUAUGUUUUAUAAAUUCUGUUAAUCAUAGUUCUGUUUACAUGUUAUUUAAAAGGCUGUAAAAGAAGUGUAUAUGGAGUAUAACCCAUGAUGCUGAUACCAAUUGUGAGCACCAUGGGAAUUCUUAGAGAGGUCUAGCUAGUUUUCUUUUGGCUCCUUUAGAAACAUGUAACAGACUUGAACCUGGGACAUGGAGGCAUAGAUAGCCCAGUCCUUGGACAAGAGUGAGGGAGGGUGCAGGCACCCCUUUCUACCGGUGCGUAGCCUGGCCUGCUGCUUCGGGGAAGAGGUCCUCUGCUGAGGGGCAGCUCACUGCCCACUUCAGAGUGCACUGUGGAAGUGAGGGACAGGGAGCGCCCAGCAUCCAACCCCCCCACAGGGGGCCGUUCUGCUGGUAUCCGAUUCUCCCACAGCCCCAGAGGCUGCUGGGGCUCAGUGGGGCUGGCUAAGCCCUUUCCCUCUUCUGUGGUCCAUUUACUCUUACGUUUCUAGUUUCUUUUUUUUUUUUUUUUUUUUUUUUUCUCAUUUUGACAUCACUGCCUUUUUAAAUAUUGCUUUGGACUUUGAAAUGAAAUGUUCCCGUGUUCUCCAGCUCUCCUUCCUGUCUGAAGGGCAUUACCAAUCCACACUUAGAAAGGGAAUAGAGCAAGAGCUGACUCACCUGUCGGCCGCUCUGCAUGUGAAUUACUUUCUCAGUCUUUGUUUUAUACCAUGAAUCACUGUAAACCUCUCAGACUUGGUUAAUCACGGAAGGGACUGUGGCUUCAGUGUUUUCUCUGAAGGCAUUGUGACUGGCUCCCAGCGCAGAACACGUUCCCGGCUUGCCAGGAAGGCACACCUGGCACUGCAUGGGCGCAGGCAGCUCCCUCCGCCCCAGGAGGCUGAGCUGUUCACUGUAGGUGGGACACGGUUUUCCUGGUGGCCAUAGAGAGGACGUGCCGUCCACCGUCUGCCCCCACUUCAGAAGGAAUGUGCGGUGUCUGGACAGCUGGGAGUGCCGUGUGGAUCCCGUCGGCUCCUGCAGCAGAGCUGCCUGUACUCUCCUUUAAAGAUGUAAAAAUAGUGUAUAAUACUGUUUUAUCCCCCCCCCCACACACACACACACUUGUACUUGCCAAGCUUAGUGCAUUUAAAUACUUGUAUUUAUUUGUUUGGGACAGUAUUAAUAUAUAUGAACAUAUAGUUACUGUUUUAUAUAUUCUUAGCUCACUUAAAGCCAUGUAUGCUGUAAAUGUGCUUGUCUUUAGAAUGGGAAAUAAUAAAAACUGACAAGAACAUUA